Messenger RNA from Parathielavia appendiculata, 902 nucleotides. RefSeq lists its product as uncharacterized. Lineage: Eukaryota; Fungi; Ascomycota; Sordariomycetes; Sordariales; Chaetomiaceae. The record is from RefSeq and is a predicted model, not a curated record. The transcript has a single exon. The coding region runs from base 130 to 420 and encodes 96 amino acids.
UAGCAAAUCAAAGAGCCAAGGUCGUGAUAAUUGUGAUGUACUCUCUGAGCCAAGCUCCAGCUUCCCCUCCUUCAUCCCCUCCGCAACCAGAACAGGCCCCACGCCAUCUCCACAUGUCUCGCUCUCGGCAUGACCGUUCAAUUGCGUCGAAGACUUCCAGAAGACGCACAAACUCGGGAGUGGGCCGGCCCCUCUAACUCUAUCCGGACUCGUGCGAUGCACGCAACCAGAUCCAGAAGGAUCAUGGAAGCAAAGCCGCGUUUCCGUUUCCUUGCUGCCAGCUUCACCAGCUUAAACCUUCAUGUCCUCUGGCAGCUUUUCUUGCAAAUUCACCACCGUGCGCCCUUAUUUAUGUGCUCAAGUCGACAUUUGGAGAAUUUGGCGAUCGGGACGUACGGUCGUUUCCGGACCCGGCGAUGAGAGUUCAAUCGUCGUGUUGGUGCGAUAAUAAUAACAUGAUGAUACCAGAACGGACCCCAGCCGGUUGCUGUUUGGAAUUGCGAUUGACCGGUGCGAGUUGGAGUUACCGUAGGGUUCUCUCCAUGAAACUAACGCCGACAGCGUGCGCGAGGUCGUGAAGCCUGUGUGGGUUCUGACGGUAAAUCAACAUAUUUCCCGGCAACAGGAUCGGAACCGGGGAGACAACCUCUGGCUGCUGCCGUCAACAGUGAAAGGUAGAUAGGUAUUCUGGCGAUAUCCGUAUCUUGGACCUACCUGAGCUCGACAGGCGACUUCAAUUUCAAUACCAUCCGGCCUGUAUCUGGCAUUCAAAAAACAACACAUUCCGCCUCACGGCCAAGGAUGUCCGUUAUGCUCCGUACGAGCAAAGGAAACCGAAGGCCUACGGAGUUGCUUUGAUGGUCUUCUCUCUUGCGCUCAUAUCAAGCAUUUUCCAAGUACUC